Molecule: messenger RNA, 4101 nt
Organism: Apus apus (common swift)
Lineage: Eukaryota; Metazoa; Chordata; Aves; Apodiformes; Apodidae
Gene: GPR157
Product: G protein-coupled receptor 157
Exons: 7
Coding region: 1-1002 (333 amino acids)
Biological process (GO): adenylate cyclase-activating G protein-coupled receptor signaling pathway; cell surface receptor signaling pathway
Cellular component (GO): plasma membrane
Molecular function (GO): G protein-coupled receptor activity
Source: RefSeq, a predicted model, not a curated record
AUGCCCGGGGCUCUGCCCCCCACCCAGCUGUACGCCUCGGAGCGGGUGGUGGUGCUGCUCUCCUGCGUGCUCUCCUUCCUGGGCUCCAGCCUCCUGGUCUGCACCCAUGCCCUGUGGCCGGAGCUGCGGACCCGUCCCCGCCAGCUCCUGCUCUACCUGUCUCUGGCGGAUCUCCUCUCUGCCCUCUCCUACUUCUACGGGGUGCUCCAGGACUUCGACAGGACCUCCUGGGACUGCGUGCUGCAGGGCGCCCUGUCCACCUUCUCCAACACCAGCUCCUUCUUCUGGACCAUGGCCAUUGCCGUUUACCUCUAUCUCACCAUUGUGAGGGGCUCGCCCACGGGCACAGGCCUGCUCUGCUGCUUCCAUGCCGUGAGCUGGGGAGUCCCCCUUAGCAUCACGGUGGCUGCUGUUGCUCUGAAGAAGAUUGGCUAUGAUGCCUCCAAUGUUUCUGUGGGCUGGUGUUGGGUCAACUUGGAUGCAGAAGACCGGGUCUUGUGGAUGUUGAUAACAGGCAAGGUCUGGGAGAUGUUGGCCUAUGUGAUUUUGCCAGUGCUCUACAUCCUCAUCAAGAAGCACAUCAAUAGAGCACAUGCAGCUCUCUCGGAGUAUCGCCCCAUUCUCUCGAGACCACCUGCAUUUCAGCCCCGGACUUCCAUAGCAGAUAAGAAGUUGAUUCUCAUCCCUGUCAUCUUCAUCAUCCUCCGCAUCUGGAGCACCGUGCGGUUCAUCCUCACCCUCUGUAACUCCCCUGCAGUGCAAAACUCCGUCCUGGUUGUCCUGCAUGGAAUUGGUAACACGUUCCAAGGAGGUGCCAACUGUAUCAUGUUUGUGCUGUGCACACGGGCUGUCCGGGCUCGGCUGUUCUCCUCCGUUUGCUGCUGCCACUACGAUGAGUUGGAUUGGCCUUGGAGAAGAUCAAACAGCUCCUCGCAGCACCCAGAGCCCCACAAGGACAUGCCAGGCCCUGAGCAGACAAAACCACUGCUUCCCACUACCUGAGUCUGGGCUGCCUACAUCUCAGUGGGGAGUUCUUCUCUCUUGCAGGUGCAGGAUCAUCCCAGAGUCCCACAGAGGGAGCUAAAGCCUGGGGAAAAGCACCACUGGAGUGGCUGAGUGAACAGAAGAGGUCCUGCUUCUCCUCAGCGUUCAGAUACCAGCUGCUUUGGUCUUGAACUUUGCUCAGGAUCCUCUGGAAGAUACUGUUUGGCUGUACUCCAGGUUCCUGGUUUUCUUCCCUCCUUCCCCUUGCCCUCCCCUUCGAAUCUUAAAUAUUGUUUGGGGUUUUGCUUUUCUGUCUGACAAGGUGAAUGUGUUCAGAGUUUUGGGAUGAACAAGUAUCAUGGUGAUAGGAAAACUUGAGUAACUGCUGAAUAGGACUGUUCUGGGCAGGGAUUUCAGUCCUAGUGUGUGAGGUCUUCCAGGGAGCUCCAGCCUGGCUCCUGUUCUUCACUUGAAUAUGGACAAUAGUGUGCAAACACGCUUGUGUGGUGGUGGUGAUGGAUGGUUCCUUGUGAUGGUUUAUUCCUCCUCCUUGGUGGUUAUCAUCAUCAGGGGUUGUGGUGACAGCAUGUUUACUGUCCUGGGGAAAUCUGAACUCUGCAGGCUCCCUUGGUGCUCAGGGAUAUCUGGAUGGUCAGCCCUCCCCAGCAGUAUGACAGUGCCUGGCAUCUGCUCUGAGCUCCAGGUGUCCUCAGCUGAAGCACAGGCUACAGUCUGUUCUGGCUUUGGGAGUGUCAUAGCAGAGCUGGGGAGGGGAUGGUUUUUGUUUGCUAUUUGGAGAUGGUGUUUUACCUUAUCUACAGCUCCUCACUUUUUUUAAAAAAACAUUUUCUCCAACUUUUUACAAAAUAAAGUUUUGUUCCUUUGCCAAUGUGUUGUUCAAGCAUGUUGUGAUGGGGCUCAGCACCUUGGAGAAUUUGGGUGAGAAAUUGUGGCAAGAUCUUCCUCCAGGUUUCUUUUGUAUCUGCCUUAAAGACUAAGGCAUGUACAGGAAAAAAAAAUCUUUACCACCUGUUUGUAGAUAAUAUUCCUUUUGCUAUAUUUUCUGUAUGGAUAGAGUGAGAAACAUUUCAUCAGUUUGAACAACCUGGUUACCAGCAUGUAUAUAUAUACUACAGUUCAUUCUUGCUGGCCUAUUACUACAAGCUGUGAAUAAGCUUCUGAGAAGUGAAUUUGUGGAUCUUGUUGACCUCAUGGACUGUGGCUCUCAGCUACGUGAGAUUACAGAUGAUAUGUAAUCAUGAGAUUACAAAUUGGACUUUUUCCAGAUGAAGUUGGGCUGCAAGGUAGGUGAGACUAGUGCUGGAGAGAGCUGGGGCCAUCCUAGGACUUGUCCAACUAAAGAAAAUUCAAGUAAUUUCAUGGAAAAAAAACAACUGAGGCAUGGGCAGGCUGACAGUUGAGUGUUGCAGUGCCCAUGUCUGCUGUGCUGCACUGAAUUCCACACGUCCUGCAGUCUGUGCAGCCCUACAGGGAACUGCAGAAAUCCUUGCAGAGUUGGCAGCAACAGGCAGGUCUUGGCUGGCACAGACCUGGAUAGAAAAAUGAACCCACCACUGUCCAAGAGGGCAGUGUGGCCAGGUGCUUCUGCUGAACAAAGUGCAGAUGAAGAUUUAAUAUCCAAGCAAUCCAACAGUUUCUGAAACCUCUCCAGGGUCACACAACUCUUCCAAGAGAGAAAGGACCAGACAGUACCCAGACCAGCUUCUCAAGUUACAAUGUGGUCCAACAGGAUCUGAGCUCUUGAAGUUACACCUCUGCAAUUGCUUUGAAAGUCCAAGAAGGUAAUUCUUGGAGACCAUCCUGUCUCCCUUCAUCAGUCUCUUCCAAGAUCAUCCCAAUGUCAGUUACUGCUUUAUGGAUGAUGUUACCAGAUUCCUGCUGUGAUUGACAAUUUUCAAGGUGUUCUGCUGCCAUAAAGCAGGAUGCUUUCACCUGGAGGAAGGGAGGCUGCAGGCAGUCAAAGAACGCAUGCAAGACACAUGAGCAACUCGUGUCACUCCAGAGGAUGCAUGUUUUCAGGCUGGCUGCUGAAGACAGGUGGACCAAUAGCAAGGUUCCAAUUUCUCUGGCUGCUGGAGGUAUCUGUGAACUUUGCAUUUCUCUGAUAAAAUCUAGGAAUUGUAGUCGACUAUUAACCAAGUCCUGUGCUGUUCAAAGUAGACUCUUAACACAGGAGGUUAAUACUAAGCCAGCAACACGUGGCAUACCCUGCAUGUGGAGGGAAAGGGACUAAUGUGCUUUGGUAGAAAACCAGCCUGUUCUGUGCACAAUGAGAAACAGAAAUCAAAAGGAUGAACCUGUUCCCUUUGAACUGCAAAAGUGUCUUGACCAACUUGGUCUGUGCAAGGUUAGGACAUGCAGCAGUAUUCCAGCCCACCCAGUUUGUGGCUGCAGAAGGGUUAAUGCAGUUGAAUUUUAUCACUGUGGCCUGUAGCAAACAUCCCAAGGCUGCACCAGUGGAUGCUGUUUUCCCUGGAGCACAGCCUCUCCAGCUGCCCAAGCAGGAAGGAGCAGCAGCUCUAUUGCUUCAGCCUUACCUUGUUACUAUACAGACAGCUGGGGAAAACCAGCUCAUGUAGCAGCUCCUACAAUAAAUCCAGCCCUUCUAGUUGGACGGUGUGGGAAACAGUUCUUCCUCCAAUAAGUCUAAACAAAGUGCUUUUUAAGACAGCAAAGACCUUCUGCUGAUUCUGCCCAGCUAACGGACCAAACCCAGGUCUGCUGCUCAAGGAGAAAGGAAAGCAAAGACCCUGCCAAGGAGAGGAGCCUGCGCUGCCUGCCGGGGAAGGAGCCUGGGGGGCUGCAGCCCCCACAGACCAGCAGCGGGAGGGGAACCGCCUCCCCGCGGGAGGGGAACGAAAUCGCACAACCCCCCAUACUUGCACACACCCCGCCACCUCUUUAAAGGAGGAAUUUUGUCGGCCUUGCCCUUCUCCUUUGAUCCGCAACCCCCUCUCGGAGAGAACGUCUUAAGGACACAGCACUUCUUGCGUUACUUUCCUGAUGUACCCUUGGCAACCAUUUGCCGGUUUUACAUUUUUCCUAAACCUCAUCCCUUCGUGUAACCGCUCUUUAAUAAACCGGUUUAUUGGUAAA